AUGUCCUCGCCGACAAAACUGAAUCAACAGCAGAAUACAAGUUCAAGUUCAUCAGCUCCAGUUCACCAUCCUUCGUCCGCCCCGCGUGGGUCAUACGGUGGCGGUAGGGAUUCUCGUUCCAGAGGGAAAUCUCCCCACCAGACAAGGCAUUCUUCCCAAUCGUCAUCCACCUUAACUUCGCCACAAUGUGCUCCUAGCACGUCGUUAUCAUCGACAGACUCUCCUUCAAUUCUACCACACUCGUUAGCUGGGUUGACACUGGGCCCGUCAUCUGGUGGCCCCCUUCAAUUGGUUUCAAUACCGCCUAUUUCUAGGUCCGGUUCCGGGUCCGAGAGUAGUCAUGACUCCCAUCCACAGUUCUUUAGUACACCGCCAUCUGCCAGUCCCGUUUCACGCAUAGGGCCGAAUCCCUUGGGAUCUAGAAUGUACAGCAAUCUGAACGCAAGAAUGCCGAAUAUCGAGGAGAAAGGUAGUCCACUAGACACGGAUCACCAGAUAAAUGGUGUAGGGAACGAUAUGGUUGCUACAGUCAGAUUUGGGAAAACUUCCAAUGAUUCAAUAUCCAUCAACUCGGCGGCAAUGACCGAAACGACUAGUGGAGAUGGAUAUACGAAUCUAAAUCUAAUGUAUUCGAUUAACUAUAUGCAUGUCUACAGAGCGCAGUCAAAAUCAACUUCAGCCCCGAUGCUCCUGAAAACGGCAGACGCUAACAAUGUCGACUCACUGACUCGGCUGAGAUGGGAAUGGAAGCUAUUUUCUGGCUCAAAUGCGGAACCUGGGUCUCUUAAUACCAUUUUACAACAUUCUGUUCCAGGAAGUUCAGUCGCUUCGCCAUCUCCUCAUUCACAGCGAGGGGUACUACUGCCAUCACACUCGAGUUCAUCUAAUUACUCGCUAUCGAACCUCUCAAGUCACCCGAAUAUCGCUAGCCCAAUGUUAAUGGAUUAUUUCCCGGACGGUGCUAUCAGUUUAGUUUAUGAUGAUCAACGGGGAUAUCAAACAGCAAAGGAAUGGUUUUUACCCGAAAGGAAGGUAAUGGAAGAAGAUCCUAAUCUUCAACCGCUAGAUACGCCGUACGAGACACCUUUAAUGGAACCAGUAGCUAGAGGGUCGAGGACAUCUUCGAUAGCAACGAUAACUGCACCAUCACCUCCCCCUCCACCGUCGAAUAGAGCGCCGACGCCAAAGCCCAGGACCCAGAACGACUUGAUUGGUAUCUUAAACGUUGUUUAUGAUAUCGUGAAUGUAUUGGGCGUAAUACACUCACUAGGAAUUAUUCAUAACAAUGUGAACCCUUAUACAAUACUAGUAACUCCGGGGACCCCGCCGAAGGGUUACCUGUUCGGUUGGCACCUCGCGACUCGCCACGGCCGGGACGAGGUCACACAUGACCAUACGGGAACAAUAAUUGCCUUACGGGAUAAUCCGAGUCCGCUACAGUAUAUCGCUCCAGAGUGUACAGGUCGGAUGAACCGGGUAGUCGAUUACCGAGCCGAUUUCUACUCGUUAGGUAUCACCAUGUAUGAACUCUGCGUUGGAUUUCUACCUUUCAGAGCAGUUGAGCCCUUAGAGCUUAUCCAUCAGCAUAUUGCGAAGCCGCCAGCCGCACCAUCAGAAGCCAACCAAUCGAUACCAAUUACUGUUUCAAAAGUCAUCCUCAAACUCCUAGAGAAAAAUGUUGAGGAUCGGUAUCAGACCGCGAGUGGCCUGCAGGCGGAUCUAGAAGUACUGAUAAAACGACUAAACGAGGGCCUCGGCCUGGAUGAUUAUAUAAUAGGAGAAGCGGAUGCAAAUAGUCAAUUUUCGGUUACGGAUAAGUUGUAUGGCCGAGAAAAUGUACUGAAGUCACUUCAGGAUUCGUACACAGCCGUAAAAGAGAAGCGGUCGAGCGCCUUGGUAUUGAUCGGGGGAAGUAGCGGAACCGGUAAGAGCAGGUUGGUUCAGGAGGUUCAGAAAACUGUUGUCAAAAACAAGGGAUACUUUACUAGUGGGAAAUUUGAACAAUACAAGCGGAACACGACCUUCUUCAGUCUGAUACAAACUCUCCAAGAUCUAGUCCGACAAGUGCUUUCCGAGAGUAUACAGAAUCUCGAAAAGUGGAGGGUGGAUGCAAUCCGAGCGCUUGACGGGGAGUCUUUGGUAUUGCUCGAGGUGAUCCCAGAGAUGAAAUUGCUACUGGGUCCGGACUAUAAACCAGACGUACUCGCAGCGUUGGGACCAUCUGAGCGAGAACAACGAUUCCGGACAGUCUUUGUGAGGUUCCUGUCGAUAUUUGCGAGGCACAGCUUGGUCGUUUUCCUAGACGAUUUGCAAUGGUGCUCGAGUACGGAGUUCAACUUGAUAGCCAAUAUUGCGGCGCAAGCAAAUUCAAAUGGGCAGGGGCAGAGUAUCCUUAUAGUUGGUGCAUAUCGAAACAACGAAGUAACAGCCGACCAUCCGCUCUACGCUAUGGUUGACAGAGUAAGGAAGCAUGGGGUACCGGUCAACGACUUGGAAAUCGCGGAUCUUGAUAUUGAGAGUGUUGGGAAGAUUGUGGCAGAUACAUUUCAUCGACCUUUCCCGCCUAUACUAACCGACCUAGAGGUGUACGAGACGGAGGAAUCCGGGGAACACGCCUCACAGCAUACCGCCCGACCGCAUGACGCUGAACUACGAACGCUAACAGAGCUAGUUUUUGCAAAAACUCACGGAAAUGCGUUCUUUGUUACUCAACUACUGAAGAGUCUUCACCGCGGUGGCCACAUCUGGUUUGAUUUCAACGAACGAAUAUGGAGGUUUUCGCUGUCAACUAUCGAAACGGAUGAGCUACCCGACGGAGUCGUUGACCUUCUUGUGAAGCAAAUGAUGAGUCUAGGCGAAGAAACAAGGGAAAUAAUGACGGUUGCUGCUUGUCUGGGCCAUGGGAAGAUCUCGAUCGAAACGCUGUCAAUUGCAUGCGGGAAGACCUUGGAACAGGCGGAGGAAUCGCUAUGGGGUGCUCUCGACGCCGGAUUGAUGUUGCCUAUGAACACACAAUACCACGCGGGCUUAACACAUGAAGUUACUUCUCAACCUGAAGGUGGAGGAAUAACACCUUAUAUGGCUAAUCGGUACCCUGCUGUACCCGCCGACCUAACACAGGCCGUCACAUAUCGCUUCCUCCACGACCGAGUACAACAAGCGGCUUAUUCCCUUAUCCCAGAAGAUCAGCUGCAACAGGUCCACAGAACUAUCGGAACCAGGCUCUUUGCUAAUACCAGUACCGACAAAAUGGACCUCAUGAUUUAUGAGAUAACGAAUCAUCUGAAUUAUUGGCAGGGUCCGUUAACUCGGGAGGAGUCUCGCAAGCUGAUUACUCUCAACUUCGAGGCAGGGAAACGAGCAUUGCAAACUACCGCUUUCAACACCGCGCUAAACUACUUCAACCAAGCCAGGAAACUCCUUGACGAAGGAAAUGAAGACGAGGAUAACUAUAUGGAGGACGCCUUGGGAGUUAUCAGGAAGGUGAACGUCGGUGAGCUGCGACUCAAUGUUACAAUGUCGUUGGCCGAAGCUCAAUUCGCGGAAUCGGACUAUGAGGCUGCUAUCCAGACGAUACAGAAGUUGCUAGAUGACUGUACUCUCUCCGUGAACAAAAGUCGAUGCCUUUUGCUCAAAAUGAAAUAUCUUAUGGCGAUGGGAAGACUGCAGGAUACCACUGCUGCGGGACUAUCUGCAUUGUCGCUGCUAGGAUAUUACAUCCCUGAGGAUGAUGCAAGCUGCAAGAAACAUGCAGCGGCGCUGCGCACUUCCUGUGAACUUGAUUCUAUCGACCUUUCACAAGUCAAAGUGAUGGAAAACCGAAAGCACAGUAUCGCUGAUAUUCUUUUACACGAAAUCUGCGCCGGGGUCCUCCUUCCGAUAUAUAUGUCGCGGCCGGAAUUGUUACCGUCGAUCUGCCUAACAUCCUUCCGCGCAACCCUUAAGUCAGGCGUUUGCAUUGAGAGUGCAUAUCCGAUGGUUAUGCUUGCGGUCAUGAUCAGUGGGGAGGGUGGGGAGCAUAAUUUGGCGCUCUCUUGGAAAUUAGGGCAUAUGGCAGUGACUCUGGUGGAGAAGGAGAUGCACCAUGUUACUCCUACCAACGCCCCCGCCAUCUUCCAGGUCUUCGCAGGACACAUUGCUUGUUUUCAUAGAGGGAUGAGCGACGUUCUCAAAUACGAGCACCUAGCCCUAGUCACAGCACAAGCCAUCUUUGAAGUAGACUAUCAGGGCUUUGCGUCUGCAGAAAUCCCCGCCUUUUCAAUGCUUUCUGGGGAAAGAUUGGAAUCAGUUGCUCAGAAAAUGAACACGAACAGGGCUUCAACUGUCCGACAAAACUACCGACUAGGCGAAUGGUGGCUCCGAAUGCCGUAUCAAGUUCUUCUCAACCUCCGAGGACUUGGGAACCCCAACCCAGCUAAGUUGGAAGGCGUCGAAAUGACACAAGAUGAUCUCAACUCCCUAAUGUGCAGUGAGAGCGUCAGCCAUCUAUACGUUCUAAAUCUCUACAGACUUAUCCUCGCGGUCUUUUUUGGCGACAUGGAUGCGGCGUACGAGAGUGUCAUGAAAGGCACAAGGCCCCAGUCUGUCUUUAUGAUUUCGUCGAUAUACCUCUCUUGGUCGCAUUUCUAUGGUGGGUUUGCCCUUAUCGACCGACUGGACAAGCUAAUGCCAGAUGAGAUUAAGUAUCUUCAUGAUACUGUGAAACAACUAAAGGAUUGGUCGUUAUAUGCUAAGGAAACUUUCCUUCAUAAAUACCUCGCACUUGAGGCAGAGCUUCACAAAGAUACCGAAAGUACGCUCACAACAUUGGAUCGGUUUGAGGAAGCUAUCCAACUUGCGAAUCAAUCGCAGUUUUACCACGAAGCAGCCUUGAUAAAUGAGAGAUGCGCAAUAUGGCUCUCGAAACUAGGCACGAAGCGCUGGCUGUUUUACCUGAGGGAAGCCUACAAGCUGUAUUCGUGGUGGGGGGCUAAUGCUAAGCUGCAAGCUUUGAGAAAUGCCUACAGCGAAGAACUAGGCAUGAAAUUUAGGCAUGCAAUGCCUCCCAGCCGUUACAGUGAUGCCGAUCUCCCAGUUUCUGCCGUCCGCCCUGGUUUGUCGAGGAAUACAAGCGAAAGCGCGAUGCAGGCACCGCAUCAACUCCAGGCUGGAUUUGCAAAUAUUUCCCCCAGAGCUUCCAAGAAUGUCAUUCAAGACGACGAUGAAUCCCAUGUUUCACGGUCGUCCAAUAUUGAGCCAUUCGCGGAAUCGGAGUUGGACUACAAAACCUUUAUGAAGGCAUCAUUGUACAUCAGUGAAGGCGUCCAGAUGGAUGAGGUUGUCGUAAAGCUCAUGAAAAGCGUCCUACAGACUGCCGGGGCGGAUUAUGGAGUUUUGAUACUAGAAGAGGAUGGUGAUCUUUAUGCUGAAACGAUUCUCUUCAUGGAGAAGGUUACAAUUCUUGAUCACCAACCCCUAAACGCUCGCCCAGAUCUUGUCCCUCUUUCGAUCGCAUCGAUCGUUUGGAAACUCGGCGAACCAAUUGUCCGAAAUGGCCACGAUGAGAAAUUCGACGGGACAUAUGGUCGAGACGCAUAUUUCUCCACAAAACACCCCAAGUCUGUUCUCUGCAUGCCGAUCCAGAACCAGAUAAAAACCAUGGGCGUUCUUUACCUCGAGAACAAGCAUGUGAACCACGCGUUUACUUCGCAGAGAUUGGAAUUGCUGAAUCUCCUCUGCACACAAGCCGCUGUAACAAUAGACAAGGCACGGCUUUACCGGGCAAUGGAGUUGGCAAAGAAGGCGGCAGAGGAAGCUACGGAAGAAAAGUCGUCUUUCCUGGCCAACAUGUCCCAUGAAAUCAGAACUCCGUUCAAUGCUCUCCUUUCCUACGCAAUUUUCCUUUUAGAUACCACUCUAACUGACCAGCAGCGCGAGUAUGUGGAAACAAUUCGUAACUCGGCUGUCCUAACGUUGAAGAUUAUUGAUGGAAUCCUGGACUUCUCCAAGAUGGAGCAUGGGCCCGUGGACCUCCAAAAAUCACCUUUUUCGUUGCGAGACUGCAUAGAGAGCGCUUUACAGCUCAUUGCGGAACCGGCUGCCACAAAAGACCUUGAGCUUGUGUUCGAGAACAAGUGCCCUACGGUUGAGGUCGUCCUCGGGGACGUUACAAGGUUCCGGCAAAUCAUUAUCAACCUUGUUGGGAAUGCAGUGAAGUUUACCGAAAAAGGCCACAUUCUUGUGACGGCAUGGGUCGAGCACCUGAACCAGGCAACCAGUAACCAAGACGAUGAUGGAAAGGUUCGGAUAAACGUGACAGUCAACGAUACCGGCAUCGGAAUUCCAUUGAAAGCCAGGGAAAAACUUUUUCGGGCAUUCUCGCAGGUGGAUUCCUCGACACGGCGGCUUUAUGGUGGGUCGGGACUGGGGCUGGCGAUUUCGAAGAAAUUGGCUCAGUCAAUGGGUGGAGACAUUGUCUUGGAAAGCGUGGAAGGGCAAGGGUCCACAUUCCACCUUACAAUUUUAGCCCCCAUCGGAAUCAAGGAGCCUCAGUUGGACAAACGAUUGGUGGGCAAAAAGGUACUCAUUGCCGAUCCCCAUGAGCUGUCCUCCAAGACCCUUGAGAAGGAGCUUUCCCGAGAAGGCCUGGUGAUUACCCGAACCGACACGGUUAUCUCAACAAUGACGGCCAUACGGAGCGGAGGAAUCCGGGUCGCGAUCAUCGACUUUUCGCUGGACGAGAGCUUGCGCAUUGCGGCCAGCAUCAGUAAAAUCGAUCCUUCGGUUAAGAUUAUACUGCAAGCGCGGUUCGGGACAACGGUGCCGGCUCUAGAUCAACAUAAAAAUGUGACCGCCUCGAUUGUGCGGCCGGCCCCGCGCCAGCGGUAUAUCCAGAAUAUUCAAGAAGCGCUAGACCCAAGGAAGCGAGAGCCAAUCAAAGUCGAAGACCCGGAGCAGGAGAUGAUCCGAUCUUUGGGGAGUAGACACCCGCUGCAUAUCCUGCUCGCCGAAGACAAUCCGUUGAAUACGAGGGUGGCUUUGCAACAUCUAAAGCGCAUGGGGUACACUGCGGCACAUGCGAAGGAUGGGAUUGAAGUCCUUGAGAUGGUGGAGGUCGCGGCUAGUGAGAACAACCAGUAUGAUGUCAUAUUAAUGGAUGUUCAAAUGCCUCGCAGCGACGGUAUCGAAACCAGUAGAGAAUUAAUGAAGCGAUAUCCGGAUUCGCAGAGACCUACGAUCAUUGCAUUGACUGCGAAUGCUACUCCCAGUGAUCGUGAGAAGUGUUUGCAGGCUGGAAUGUUGAGUCAUAUAGCUAAACCGAUAAAGCCGGAUGAUUUGGCGGCAGCACUGAUGUCGACGAAGCCGAUGGUUCGAUCCAGAGGCGGAAGUCUAGGUAGUCCUUCUGUAAGUGAUGCAGGAAGUGGUCGACAGGAUCAGGAGGUAACGAAGGGCUUUUAA
This is a messenger RNA of Orbilia oligospora ATCC 24927, 7437 nucleotides long. RefSeq lists its product as uncharacterized. NCBI's taxonomy places the organism in Eukaryota, Fungi, Ascomycota, Orbiliomycetes, Orbiliales, Orbiliaceae. The record is from RefSeq and is a predicted model, not a curated record. Gene Ontology annotation, biological process: protein phosphorylation; phosphorelay signal transduction system. Gene Ontology annotation, molecular function: protein binding; ATP binding; phosphorelay sensor kinase activity. The transcript is spliced from 6 exons. Bases 1 to 7437 code for a protein of 2478 amino acids.